AUGAAAUAUAUUAACAUUAUUUACGCUCUAAUCGCGUUCCGUCUUAAGGUUGAAAGCGCGAGCGUGUGUGAGAGUCAGUAUUGCGUGUGUCGCCACAACAAUAAGAGUGACAGAGAUCUGUUCGGCGAAAUUGUUACUUGUUCCUACGAUCAUACAGUGCUUAAUAAGGACUACGAGUUACCGCUCACGACGCACACUUUAGAUCUAUCGAGAAACAACAUAACUAGUGUGCAAACUUCGAAAUUAUUGCAAUCAGAUACACUAACCGAACUAUCACUUAGAGAUAAUGUAAUCAAAGGAAUAUCGCCUUCCGCGCUGCGGCUAGAGAAGUUGAAAAGGCUGGAUCUGAGUAACAACGAAUUGGAAUUUCUACACAAAGAUACGUUCAGGUACAUCAGAGGACUGGAGUAUCUUAAUUUGGCAAAUAAUAAAUUUACUACCUUCGAAAAAAUCACAUUCCACCACUUGGAGGAUUUGAGGGAAAUCAUAUUAGACAACAAUUAUCUUGGACCGAGUUUAGAUGACAAUAAUUUAUUCGAUUGUAACGGCUACGGACUAACUCACAAGAUCCAGUCCCUUUCAGUGAGCGGCAUUAAAUUGGACCACGUCCAUGAAAACUUUUUCGUUGACGCGUUUGACUUGAGGCGGCUCACGAUAUCAAAUAAUAACAUACACGACAUUUUCGAACUGCCUUUUACUUUAGAAUACUUGGAUCUAUCAGACAACCCGAUCGAUAUUAUCGCUGGCGAAGACUUCGCUGAUUUAUCAGCUCUGAAAGAAUUAAAGUUGAACAAUUUGAAUAUAAAGGAAAUACCAGAUUUUGCAUUCGCUUCGUUGCAUUCGUUGACGAGCUUGGAAUUGGAAAGAAAUAUGAAACUGAACAAUUUCAGCGUUAUGGCGUUCGGCCAGGAGGUCUUAGAGGAUGCUGAUGACUUUACGCUCGAAAAAUUAUCCUUAAGAGGAUCCAGGUUGACAACCCUAGACAAGAGAUUGGAAGUGCCUUUCGGACAAUUAAUACGUUUAGAUUUACAAGGAAACUAUUGGAAUUGUGACUGCCAUCUAAUUUGGUUAAAACAGUUCCAAAUGCAACCAGAGGAUUCGGUUCAUCUAAGAUGUUACACUCCAAAAAUCUUAGUGAACGCUAAGAUAAUGGAUCUCGACCGGAAGUACUUCACAUGUUCGGCAGAGAACCGUCGGACUGGUGUCGUUAUAGCGGUUAUCUGUCUAUGUGUCAUGUUGACAGCUGUCGCUAUAUGGGUGUUUAUGUUCUUACCUAGUAAUAUACCCAAAUUCACUUUCUUAACCAGCAUGUACGCGCCCGCCGGAGGAUAUGCCGGGUUACCUGUUAUUUAUAAUAAUAACCUGUAGUCUACAAAACAUAUAGACGCUUAAAAAUGUCCACGAGGACAUAGAUAUAUUAAGGACAUGACUGAAAAUGAAACACGGAACAAAAUCCACUUUAUAUAUUUAUAAAAUACAAAAGUGUACAAAACGUUUCACGGUUACAAUUUGUGCUAAGCCUUUGUGCUAAAUACGUAUUACGUCACAAAUAUUUUAUAAAGGAAAAUAUAUUUUUAUAAAAUUUUGAUGUUUUGAAAUGUUAUCCGCGUAUAAUAUUUUUACUUCUAGUCAUUGGAGACUGGGUGUAAAAACGUCCCACGUCAUUGUACUAUUUAUUAUAAUCUAGAUAUUAGGUCUAAUGUUUUAGAGUAAGCAGGCACAGGCGUUUUACAAGGCGACUUGAGCAAUGCGACAUUAUCAGUCUAUGAAACGGGGGUUUGCUAACGGAUGUACAACAAACUGCUAUAACCGACAACUAGUAGAAUUACCAAAGACAAUAUAUUUUUUUUAACGAAUAAACAUGCAUAAUUUUCGAAA
Molecule: messenger RNA, 1878 nt
Organism: Danaus plexippus (monarch butterfly)
Lineage: Eukaryota; Metazoa; Arthropoda; Insecta; Lepidoptera; Nymphalidae
Product: slit homolog 1 protein
Exons: 2
Coding region: 1-1368 (455 amino acids)
Cellular component (GO): extracellular matrix
Molecular function (GO): protein binding
Source: RefSeq, a predicted model, not a curated record